ACGCUGGACGCUGUCACAGCGCAGUUCCAUAAUAAAAUAGUAAAAUAAUCCAACCCCUUGUGGCGCGACCUUCAUCAACGGACAAUUGUUCACUUGACGGUGUCGACGUCGCGGCUCAAGUGCUUUCUCUCCUGGCUUCUCUCCCUCUCUCUCCCUCUCUCAUCCUUCUUCCCUCCUCGAUCCCUGGUCGACUCCCUCGGAACAACGUCAGCUCUGUCCCGUCUCCCUCCAUCUGUCCUCUUCUUCGAGUGCUACGAUAAUUCGCUUCCUGUUCGUCUCUCCUGAGUUUGUAUUCCCGCGCGGCCAUCAAUUGAUUUCAUUGAUUCAUUUUCUCUCUGUCAACAUUCUCUACGCUGCGUCCUGUCUGCUGUCGUCCUUCACUUCAAUUAAACCCCUCCAUCUACUGGCGGGAGCUCCUUCAAACCACUUUAUGCUAAUCAUCUUCUCUUUCCGCAGAAACCAUGAAGGGUAUGCAUGCUAUGCUCUACUUCCCUUAUCACGUCCCCGCAAUCUAACGUCGUACAGCUCUUAUCCUUGUCGGAGGAUUUGGUACCCGUCUGCGGCCAUUGACGCUGACUCUCCCUAAACCUCUUGUCGAAUUUGGAAACCGGCCCAUGAUCCUACAUCAGGUGGAGAGCUUGGCUGCUGCGGGUGUUACGGACAUCGUGUUGGCCGUCAACUAUCGUCCAGAUGUUAUGGUCUCCGCCCUUAAGAAGUACGAAGAACAAUACAACGUCAGGAUCGAGUUUUCCGUCGAGUCCGAACCCCUCGGGACAGCUGGCCCCUUGAAACUAGCAGAGAAGAUCCUGGGCAAAGACGACUCUCCAUUCUUCGUGCUCAACUCGGAUAUCAUCUGCGACUAUCCAUUCAAGGAACUCGCGGAAUUCCACAAGGCACACGGCGACGAGGGUACCAUUGUCGUCACAAAGGUAGACGAACCGUCCAAGUACGGCGUCGUCGUGCACAAGCCGAACCACCCGUCGCGCAUCGACCGCUUCGUGGAAAAACCCGUCGAGUUCGUCGGCAACCGCAUUAACGCCGGCAUCUACAUCCUGAACCCGAGUGUCCUGAACCGCAUCGAAUUGCGACCGACCUCCAUUGAACAAGAGACUUUCCCCUCCAUCUGCAAGGAUGGCCAACUUCACUCCUUCGACCUGGAAGGCUUCUGGAUGGACGUCGGCCAACCCAAGGACUUCCUCACGGGAACCUGCCUCUACCUCACGUCUCUCGCGAAACGGAACUCCAAGCUGCUGGCCCCCAACUCUGAACCCUACGUGUACGGCGGAAAUGUCAUGGUAGAUCCCUCCGCCAAGAUCGGGAAGCACUGUCGUAUUGGGCCGAACGUCGUUAUCGGCCCCAAUGUUGUUAUCGGUGAUGGCGUCCGUCUCCAACGCUGCGUCCUUUUGGAGAAUAGCAAGGUUAAGGACCACGCAUGGGUCAAGUCGACUAUCGUCGGUUGGAAUAGCUCCGUCGGCAGAUGGGCUCGACUUGAAAAUGUCACUGUCCUGGGCGACGAUGUCACAAUUGCCGAUGAAGUCUACGUGAAUGGUGGCUCCGUUCUACCUCAUAAGAGCAUCAAGCAAAAUGUUGAUGUACCGGCGAUUAUUAUGUAAUUCUGUUUCUUGUUAAUUUUUUUCUUUUUCUUCUUCUUUUUGUCGCCUCUUUUUUCCUCUACUUUUAAUGUCGACAUGUCUUUGAGUACUGGGUUUAUACCUCUUUUUUUCUCUCUUCCCCCUUCAAAGCUGCUAGAUGCAUAAAAUCGGAGUCCAUGUUGUGUAUGAUCUUUUUCCCUUGAUGCCUUUCAAGUUGAGCUGAGUUGGUUCAAUUGGUUCCAAGUUCCAACACAAACCCAUUAGAAAAAGAAAAAAAAAAAAGCUUUACCAGCUCUAAUAAUAAUCUUAGUUUGGCCAUAUUUUCUGGGAGAAGGCAGGGCUAUGUGAAAGAGAGAGAAAUGAAUGAAGAAAUAAAUAGAAAAUCAAUCAAAUGAACCGAAUUGAUCG
This is a messenger RNA of Monascus purpureus, 2000 nucleotides long. The record is from the annotation of a GenBank genome assembly. Lineage: Eukaryota; Fungi; Ascomycota; Eurotiomycetes; Eurotiales; Aspergillaceae.